CAAACGGAGCUGGGGGGUUUAUAACCAUUUGCAGGAGGAUUCUGACUUAAAGCUGUGGAAAUUUAACUUUCGUGUUUCCUUUGGAAAAGGGCUUUGUCUUUUUUUUCCAUAGAGUAAUGAAAACAUGUUAAACUAAUUGCAGUACAAGCAGAUAAUUAUGAUAAACGAGUUUCCUUACGAAUACAACACAUGCACACUAGUAUGAUUAAACAAGAUGUACAGUAGCUGCAUAUCCCCUUGCCUGCUCUGCAAAACGGUUUAAACCGAAAAAAAAACUGCACACGUACCUUCAGUAAAUGGAAGCGCCUCCUACUGAUGGUUAAGGAUUUAAGUUUUAAACUUCGGUUUGAAAGUGGCAAACUUCAUCUUUGUCAGUUUCUACUUUUUUGAGGAUAUGCAAUACUGCUGCGAAAGAUUUUUUUCCUGUUUUUAAAUCAUCUGCAACUGGAGAGCCCCCGAACCUAACAUUUACUGUGAAUGAAAGAGGUUUAUGUUUCUUGAAGUAGUGUGGCUAAUGUGAAGAAGCUUUAACUUGUGUUAUGAAGACUUUCUGUCAGAAUAUAAGAAGAAAGUCUUUUUAUCGUACAAAGAAUACAUGAACUAUGUUCCGGAUCUUCAAGUGGACACUAAUUAUUGACUGUUUUGAUUAUGAGCUAACGUGAUUCGUGAUUCAACAGCUGAUCAGAAUGCAAAGCAAUCUUUUUUCGAGAUCUAAAAUGUUUUAUAGAUGCCAGCUGUAAUAUGUAUUUUGUUUUUAUAUUGACCUUGUAUGUGCAAAAAUGGUCUUAUUUCUUUUUCUUCAAAUUUGACGCUGAUCCCUACAGCAUGUAAUUAGCGUGCAGUUUUCAACCCUAUAAUUUUUGUAACGUGUAUUCAAUUUACUAAAUAGCAGAUCCGCAUUUUGAUCUCUCUUGUUUUAAGAGAAAACAAGUUUAAAAGUAACAUUCUUUGAAAUGAAAGUACGGCAGAAGGAAAAUUAAAAGAUCUAAAAAUAAAGUACUGGUUUCUUCUCCACAAAGAAUCAUUUGAACUUCCCACCGCAGAACGAGAAGGAAAUAAAUAACAGUUUUGACAUAUGGAUGUGAUUUUUGCAAAACAGACAGAUGCAGAGAAAUAAAGAGUCUCAGCGCAGACUAAAUGUGUUGCAGAUUUGAAAAAAAAAAAGCAGCCUAGAGAUUAUUUUAAUAAUUGUACAAGCCACGAUCGUCUACGUUAUGGGGAAACAGAAUGGAUGCAAAAAGAUGACCGGUUCUCUGGCUCCGAUUUAAGUGGAUGAAAACGUCAGUGAAAACAUUUUUAAGUGGCUAUCAAACCAUAUGAAGUUACUUUAUUCCAGCGGUUGUUGGAGGUUCGAUUUAGUUGGUUUAGUUAUGGGAUCUACUCUACUGCUACACAGUUUGAGCAUUAUUCUGUGCUGUUCAGCCCUGAGCUGCGCCUACGGUCUGGUAGAUGCUGAUGAUGUCCUUACUACGGAAGAACAGAUAUACCUUUUGUUCAAUGCCAAACGGAAAUGUGAAAGAACCAUAAAAUCUAAGCAUAAGGUCCAUGAUGGCUUCUGUCUACCUGAGUGGGAUGGCAUUGUUUGUUGGCCUGAGGGACUCCCAGGAAAGGUGGUGUCUGCAGCUUGCCCAGAUUAUAUUUUUGACUUCAACCAUAAUGGUCAUGCUUAUCGACGCUGUGACUUGAAUGGUAGUUGGGAGCUUGCCCAGACCAACAACAAAACCUGGGCGAAUUACAGUGAAUGUGCCAAAUUCCUUACACACUACAACCAGAACCAUGAGAAGGAAGUCUUUGAUCGCCUCAAAUUGAUUUACACCGUGGGUUACUCUGUUUCUUUGGGAUCAUUAAUGGUUGCUGUUGUUAUUUUGGGAUAUUUCCGACGCCUGCAUUGCACCAGGAACUACAUCCACAUGCACCUGUUUGUUUCCUUCAUGCUGAGGGCCAUCAGCAUUUUCGUGAAGGAUGAUGUGCUCUAUUCAGGGUCUGCACUAGAAGAAAUGGAGCGAAUUAGUGUAGAGGACCUAAAAUCUAUCACUGAAGCCCCCCUGGCAGACAAGACUCAGUUUAUUGGCUGUAAGGUGGUUGUAACACUCUUUCUGUACUUUUUGGCCACCAAUUAUUAUUGGAUUCUUGUGGAAGGACUUUAUCUUCAUAGCCUCAUCUUUAUGACCUUCUUCUCUGACAGAAAGUAUCUUUGGGGAUUUACUCUCAUUGGCUGGGGGGUCCCAGCUGUGUUUGUUACUGUGUGGGCUAGUGGAAGAGCUACUCUAGCAGACACAGAGUGCUGGGAUCUUAGUGCUGGCAACCUUAAAUGGAUAGCACAAGUGCCAAUAUUGGCAGCAAUAGUGGUAAAUUUUUUGUUGUUUUUAAAUAUAAUCAGAGUUUUAGCAACAAAAUUAAGAGAAACAAAUGCUGGAAGAUGUGAUACUAGACAACAAUACAGAAAGCUGCUGAAGUCUACUCUGGUCCUCAUGCCUCUGUUUGGUGUUCAUUACAUUGUCUUCAUGGCCAUGCCAUAUACUGAAGUUUCAGGAAUUCCAUGGCAGAUACAGAUGCACUAUGAAAUGCUUUUUAAUUCAUUCCAGGGGUUCUUUGUGGCAAUUAUCUAUUGCUUCUGCAAUGGUGAAGUUCAGGCUGAGAUAAAAAAGGCUUGGAGCAGAAGGACACUUGCCCUUGAUUUUAAAAGAAAAGCUCGGAGUGGUAGUAACACAUACAGCUAUGGGCCCAUGGUUUCACACACCAGUAUCACAAAUGUGACAGCAAGAGGCUCUUUGGCACUACACCUCACUACCCGUUUGGGACCUGCUUCAAUCAAUGGGCAUCGCAACCUGCCAGGUUAUGUAAAAAAUGGCUCUGUUUCAGAAAACUCAAUUCCAUCCUCAGGACAGGAAGUGCCCAUCAAAGAAGAGGAGCAGGCAAAUGGGUCCGGACUCGAUGAAGGAGAAAAGCCCACAAUAGUUGUGGAGGAGGAAAGAGAAACAGUGAUGUGACACUCAGCAUUACUUCAAAACUUACUGCUGGUUUUUCCACCAGGAGAAAGAACUGGAUUGUUUAAAAUCCUGUCUGGAGUUGUCUGCCUGUGUGAUAGACUUGGUAUUCAGAGUUAAUGAGUUUGCAGCUAAAUUCCUACUUCAGUCUCCUUUUAAAAAUCUUCAGGCAUCUUCAGUGAAGCUUCAGAAGUUUUUCAUUCUGCUGUGGAACUUUCGUCUCCAGGGCUGCUUCAAUCAGUGAAAGAGAGCCUGUAAAUGUAUAACAAAGAUUUUGAGCCAGAUAAUUUCAGCGAGAUUUCAGUGAAUGUGGCUGUAUAGCAGCCAGUAUCACAUAGCCACUUAUCUUUAUCAUUUGCUUUGUUAGAUUGAAAAGCCUUGUUUUGUGAUAGUGGCUCUUUUGCAGUGUUUUUGCAACGCAUAGCAUUCAGCAGAUGUAUAUUUAGUAAUUACAUAUUGUGGAACAACCAGGAGUGGCUGAGAGUAGAUAAAGGAAUUUUCUUUUAUUCUAUUAUCAUGCAUUUGUGGAUUACUUUUAAUUGUUGAUGUGUCUUUGAACUUAAAAUCUAUAAUGACACCAAAGUGGUUCUGUGCUGAAUUGACGUUAUACAGAUACUUCAAGCUGCAAUUAUUGUUGCUCUCUUGUUGAGCUGGGUUGGAUAAACUGUGAAUGGAUUCUGUUUUGCAGAGGGUAUUGAAAGAAUAAGAUAACUUCUAAUCAGAUCUUUGGAAAACUGAAAGGUUAGACUUAUUGGAUCUGCAUUGGGUUGAACUGUGACACUAGUGCAAUAUCUCAAUGAUAAGUCAUGAUUAACAAGAAGAAAAUUAAACGACCAUUAUGGCCCAAUACAAUAUAAAUAUAAGAUGUUCAUGAGACUUUAAUUUUGUAAAUAUACGUUUAUUUCAAUGUCUAUUCUGAAACUUGCUUAUACUGUAUUUAUAGCCUAAUGGGUUCAGUCAUUGUUUAUGAUUUGUGCUUUAAGUAUUCUAAAAUACGAUUCAUUUGUUCACCUUGAAUCCAGCCAGAAGGUUCCUUAGGUCUCAGAUCUCAACAGAAUGAAAUAUCUAGUUGUGCUUAUACAUCCACAUUUCAUGUGAUCUCUCUACAAAGAGGUAUGACUGAAGGCGUAUCUAAUCCUCUUUGUAAGUAUCCAUUACAAGAAGAUUGUCUUAAAUCUGUAUUCCAUGGUUCAUAAAUUCCAGAGAGAACUGAUUUCUGUAGCCUCCAACAGCAUGCAAUUGAAUUGUUCUGUACUUGAAACACAUUCACAUGAAGCUGGCUGCUGAUAUAUUGCUUGUGGCUGGAUAGCAGGUAAUGCUUAACGGCAACAUUAAAUGAGCAUCACAACCCAAAAGAAAUCAAUUGCAACUUUUUUCAGUUUAAACUGUAGGAAAAAAGUAGGACAUUUCUCAGUAUUAAACCUUUGCAUCACAUAAUCUCUCUGUUCCUACAAUGGCAAUUAAAAUGUGAACUAAAAAUUCAUGUUGACACAAUAUAUUCCUAGUGGUUUACAGUAUGUGAUAAUGAGAGUAUUGGUAAAAUCUCAUAUUAGCAGAUUUACUGUUAAUCUUAAUUGAUUUCAAGAAUUUUAAUUUGCUGUAAUUUGCUGUAAUGCUGGAUUUACACUAGCGAAGAUAGGAAGGCCCAUGGAAAGCAUUAUCAACGACAAUGAAACUAAUAAUAUGCUGUAGUUAUUUGUAAUACAAUUUUGCCAUUACAAUUGUUUCAUACUGUAUGUUGCAUAGCUGUAAGCCAGUCAAGCAUCCCAUAAAACUCAGAUUUAUUAAAAAACUGGAGCUUUUGCUCUUGCUUCAAGAGAAAAUUUAAACUCUGUCAAUUAAUGAAUACAACAAUUGACACAAUUAUAUUUUAAAAACAUCCCAUGAUUUGUUGUGGCAAUAGAACCAAAAUAAUCUGUGAAAAUGGGGAAAGCCACAAAGCUUUUAUGCUGCUUUUCUUGUAUAUAUGUUCAAUCAUUUGCUAUUGAAUGGAAGUCACAAUGUUUACAUGAAAUCCAUCCAAAUUUUAAGCAAAGAGAUGAUCAAAUGUUUUUUGGGCCUAUUUUCAAAGUAUGUCCCAUUAAAGAAUUCUGAAACUACAAUAGGACUGUUUAGACUGUUUUUUUUUACUUAAAGUAAAUACUAAGUACAGUACCACUUCCUGUAAGUCUAUGCCAUCAGGUCUUUGUGAAGAUUCUACAUAAAGUAAAAAAGGUAUUUUAAUUAAAGCACAAAAAAUUACAUAAGAAACAAAUCCCUGGAUACACUUUAUUUGAUAAGACAAAAUGUGACUGGGAGUACUUUGCCUUGUUUUCGCAUCCUUCAAUUAUUGAGCCUUGAACCAUGUCAUUUCCAUGAUCCCCAAGUUUGAAGUGCAUUAUGAGUAGAAUGCGUACUAAGAGAGAACUAUUUUCUGCUCUUCAGGGAGGAGUAUUCUGAAAGCGACAUAAAAAAUGG
Lepisosteus oculatus (spotted gar) is the source of this 5444-nucleotide messenger RNA. RefSeq names its product parathyroid hormone 1 receptor (gene pth1r). The record is from RefSeq and is a predicted model, not a curated record. Gene Ontology annotation, molecular function: parathyroid hormone receptor activity; G protein-coupled peptide receptor activity; peptide hormone binding. Gene Ontology annotation, biological process: intracellular calcium ion homeostasis; cell surface receptor signaling pathway; adenylate cyclase-activating G protein-coupled receptor signaling pathway. Lineage: Eukaryota; Metazoa; Chordata; Actinopteri; Semionotiformes; Lepisosteidae. Gene Ontology annotation, cellular component: plasma membrane.